AUAGUAGUCAUUGUUGCAUCUAUGUAAGUAGUAGUAGCAGUAGUGUUUCUUCAUCAUCUGCCUCCGCCCUUUGUUUGCUUCUUCUGUUUUGCCGACACUGCUUGUUUUUUUUUUACCUCAUGCCUAUGACCGUCUCAUUGAUGUGUAUUACUUAAACCGCCUUUAACAUUGGUGAUUGAUCCACUCCACGCAUGCAUGCAUGCAGAGUGAGAAACACAAGUUCAGAUUGAGAUUUUGGAUCACCGCAGCGGAAAUUCCCGACAACUUUCUGACGGGAACCCACAGCUGGGAUUUGUCAAAUCUUAUGAGGUGUAUGCAGAAGGGAAAAGAAAAAAAACGGAGAAAUCAGGUUGAAAAGCGCCGGGACCAGAAAGCCCUUCAGGUGCAGUGUCUGUACUUGUGCUGUAGGUAAGGUAAGAAGAGAGGAUUGGAAAUGCUUGGACGGUUCCA
Aspergillus brunneoviolaceus CBS 621.78 is the source of this 450-nucleotide messenger RNA. RefSeq lists its product as uncharacterized. The transcript has a single exon. The annotation marks the transcript as partial. The record is from RefSeq and is a predicted model, not a curated record. NCBI's taxonomy places the organism in Eukaryota, Fungi, Ascomycota, Eurotiomycetes, Eurotiales, Aspergillaceae.